This is a messenger RNA of Penicillium verhagenii, 2535 nucleotides long. Its product is annotated as putative PHD finger domain protein. The transcript has 4 exons. The record is from RefSeq and is a predicted model, not a curated record. Gene Ontology annotation, cellular component: RSF complex. The coding region runs from base 1 to 2535 and encodes 844 amino acids. NCBI's taxonomy places the organism in Eukaryota, Fungi, Ascomycota, Eurotiomycetes, Eurotiales, Aspergillaceae. Gene Ontology annotation, biological process: regulation of DNA-templated transcription.
AUGGGAACGCGAAAGCGCAGUCGCUCCGAGGCGAUUGUUGCCCCUGUACAGCAGCCAAAAGAAGAACCGGGUCUGCUCCAGCAGAUCCGCAAUAGCUGGGAAUUUGCCAAUCUCAUGCAGUACAUUGCCAUGUUUGGCAAAAUUAUGAAGAUCGAUGAGGAUUUUGAGAUCGAGGAUCUUGAAGAUGAGUGUCUCAAGCCCGAGCAUUCGCUUAGACUACUUGAUAUCGGACUGUGUUUGCUGAAAUGGGUCUCAUCCCACCGGGGUCUCACAUCUGACAACUUUGAUGAAUACACACGUCGACAGUACAAUGCGAAGUCUCCGAACCUCCCGAAUCCCUUUGGCCACGAUGAAGAACCCCUGAAGUUUCUCCACUUCGAUGUCUUCACCAAACUUCGUGUCCUUCACCAACUGUCUGUGUGGACCUUCUGGAACGCCGAUCGCAUUCGGGAUAAGCUGCCAGAGAAGAAGGAGAGUGAUCAACUUCAAUGGCGCAUAGAAGAAUUCGGAUUUGACCGCGAAGGCCGCUCCUACUUUGUCCUGGACGAUAACCGCCUCUACCGCCGAACAGAACCUCCGAUUCCCACGCAACCACGCCCCAAGAAAAAGCCCAAGAGCCGUUCGUCACGGACAUCCCGAGCCUCGAGACGUGUGUCGGCCCUCGCCGCGCAAGAAGAAUCCGAUAAUGAAAGCAAGGGGGACGAUGCCAAUGGCGCCACUCCUGGAGAUGACUACAAGUGGGAGUGUAUCGCUGUCACUCUUCCAGAAUUUCAAGAAUUUCUGGAAACCAUCAGAAAAAGCAAAGAUGCGGAUGAGAAAUUCCUCCGCGAUCGACUUGAGGAGCAUGUCGUGCCCCUACUGGAGAAGACCGAGGAGGCGCACCAGCGCAAGCGCAUGAAGCGUGAAAAGGAAUUACACAACAUGCAGUUACUUGCCGGAGCUAAGCGGUCCAGUCGACUUCAACAAAAGGACGAACGUGAACGUGCUGAGAGAGAGGCCCUUGAAGCCGCCCGGAAGCACGAGACCGAUCUGGCUGAGGCUCGUCGGGAGCAAGCGAGACAACAACAGCUCGAGCGUGAUCGACAGUCGCGGAUGAUGACCCGUGAGCAGCGGACCAAGGAUCGCGAGCAGAAGCGUCUCCUGCAUGAAGCCGAGCUUGAACGGAUCGCCGCAGAGCAAGAGAAAUUGGAGCGUGGUGAAGGCAGAGUCUCUGCACGGAACCUCAAAGCCGAACUAGAGAAGUCCCAAAAGAACUUGACAGAAUUGGCCCAAGAGGACGAGUGGGUCUUUGACUGCUCCGGCUGUGGUGCGUAUGGAGAGAAUCUCGAUGAUGGUAGCCACAGCGUUGCCUGUGAGAAAUGCAACGUCUGGCAACACAGUAAAUGCCUUGGCAUUUCCCAAGAAGCCGCCGAGAAGGAGGACUUCCACUUCGUGUGCAGUGAUUGCAAGCGAAAGGCAGAAGAGGCCAGUAGGCCCAAAAUCCCACCUCUGAAGUUCCGCGUUAGCUCUUCCGCGUCGCCUCAAUCCACUCCCCCGACGAACAAGAAACGCAAGGUGGAAGAUGGUGACCUUGUUCCAUCCUCGCCUGUUAAGCAGUCUCAUGCUGCCCUGGCUAGCCUGCAGAAUGGCCCUCAACCACCCACUAUGCAUCCCGCCCAACCUUCUCUUCCUCCUCUACCUUCCCACGGCCAAUUUUAUGUUCCUCCGUCCCCUGAACGUCGUCUACACCCCACAAACCAAACCCCUCUGCCUUCUUCCAGUCCUCCUCGACCUAUGUUCUCUCCACCAAAGAAUGGCCCUAUCAACCCUCUCACGAAUCAACAGCCCAGACUCGGACCCGGUCAGCAUAUGUUCAAAGCUAUGCAGCCAGGCCCACAGCUUCCUCCCAUUGGAGCCUUCCAUACUGUGCGGCCUUCGUCCUCCAACUCUGGAUUCGCUCCGACCCAAAACCAACCGGCUAUGUCGCCCACUCAGGGCAACCAUGAAGUUGGGCCCCUCGCAGGAUUUCCACACAUCGCGCAUGCGAAUGGAUCUGGCCACCGAUCCUCAUUUGAAAGCUUCGCGACUCCCCGCCCUCAGUCUGGACAUGGAGUCCUUCCAUCUAUGUCUAGCCACUACCCGUCCUUUUCUGCUCACGGAACCCCCAAUGGCAACCACUCCUCUCCUCCACACAGCUCCCACGGAAUUGGCAUGUCGGGAAUCAGUCCUACAAAACAAUCCCCUCGUCCAGUGACAUCGGGCAGCGGCAUGGCAGGCGCCCCGGUUCUACCUCCGAUCCGCCGACUGGAACCUAGCCCCAAACUUAUGGGCCGCAGUUCACCUGAUGCUCCAAUUCCUCCGCCGGUGAAGUGUAUGACUCCCGAGCAAGAAGAGCGCCGUGCGCGCGAGAAUGCUUCCAUCUUCCACCCGGGGCCAACUCACGCCGCUCUCAUGUCAUCACCUUCUAUGAACCGUAUUCCUCCUCUUGCGCCUGCGGCCACACAGCCAGAGCCUAUGCCAUCACCUCAGCGAGGUAGUGAUGCGUCGCGGCAGUGA